UACAUAUUCAAAAAUAUCAAGAAGCCAUACUUCUCUCUGGUCAUGGAUUCGAAUGAGUGUCCAUCCUUACCUCUCGAACUAUGUGAGGAAAUACUUUGUAGAGUUCCAACUAAAUCUCUUAUGCGAUUCAAGUUAGCAUGCAAACGAUGGCUCGCUCUUUUCAAUGACAAGAGAUUCGUCAACAAGCACUUGGCUCUCGUCGAGGAGCACUUCAUACGGAUCAAUAGUGAUCGCAAGGUUACAAUCAUCAGUCCCAUGACCAGAGCUUGCUCAUCUUUUCCACUCCCAUACGAAUUUCAAGCUACACCUGAUAUCUAUACUAUGAUUCACUGCGAUGGCUUGUUGCUAUGCAUCUUAGAGUCCUCUGCGAUGGCAGUUUGGAAUCCAUGUUUGAAUCAAGUUCGAUGGAUCAAGCCCGAGAGUUCUUAUUCCAUUAACUGUUUCUACGGUGGUAUUGGAUACGAUGGUCUAUCUCAAGAUGGUGGCUACAAAAUCUUGAGGUUUGGCGACAGAGAUAUCUUUAGAAAUCAGUACACAAACACAGUGGUUGUUGAUAUAUACGAGCUCAAAUCCAAUUAUUGGAAAAAAUAUAAAGUUUCUUUGGAUUGGCACGUGGUUAAAACUUGUAGAGGAGUGUCACUCAUGGGAAACAUGUAUUGGAUUGCUAAAUGGAAUCAAGCUGGCUUUUUCAUCCAAAGUUUUAAUUUCUCUACCGAGACAUUCGAGCCCUUGGCCUCUCUUCCCUUUGACUAUGGUGCAUAUGAUGUUCACAACUUAUCAGCUUUCAGAGGAAAUAAUCUUUCUUUGUUAGUACAAAACAAAGAAACUGAGAAGAUCGAAGUAUGGGUUACAAACAUGGGCAAGAAGGGUGUGAUAAUAUCGUGGACCAAGUUCUUUAGUGUGACUAGACCUGACCGCCCGGUGUUUCGUGCUUGUGAAGGUAUUGCUACUAAGGUGCAUUUUAUUGACAAGAAGAAUAGGGUUGUCGUAUGUUGUGAGGAAGUAACAGUAGAUGAAAGGUGCGUAAGUGUUAAUAUCUAUCUUUUUGGAGAGGGUGAGAUAGAAAAACAAGAGAUAGAACUACAUAAACGAGGUUUUAGCUGGCCUUUUGUCUCCGGCUAUGCGUAUCUUCCAAGUCUUGUUCCGGUGUAACAUAGGAGCACAAAACGAUUGAAGCUUUGAAAGUUGUUCCGUGAUGUAUGUUUUUAUUAUAAAUUUUAUAAACUCAAGUUUUUUUGAAUAUUUUAUUACUUAAGUCAUAUGAUAUUAUCGUCUAAUGCAAUAUAUUGGACCAUUUAUGGUGAGCAAAACUUUGACUAGUGCCAUGGACAAAAUAUAUGUAAAUUUUUGUUUAAUUAGUUAUCCAUUUUGAUUUGAACCGAAAAAUCUGGAUAUCCGUAUUCGUAAAUAUCCAUAUGAAACGAAUCGAAUCACAAAUACUAAUAUUCUUUGAAACGGAUAUCCGAUCCGAUCCGUUCUAUGCAUAUAUAUACAUAUUUAAAAAAAUUAUAUAUAACUUAUAUCAAUAUAUAUUUUAUAUAAAUUUUACAUAUUUUUAUUUAUUAAAGUUAUUAUAUUAGUU
Messenger RNA from Brassica rapa (field mustard), 1582 nucleotides. RefSeq names its product F-box/WD-40 repeat-containing protein 1. Lineage: Eukaryota; Viridiplantae; Streptophyta; Magnoliopsida; Brassicales; Brassicaceae. The record is from RefSeq and is a predicted model, not a curated record. Gene Ontology annotation, molecular function: protein binding.